Molecule: messenger RNA, 5255 nt
Organism: Notolabrus celidotus (New Zealand spotty)
Lineage: Eukaryota; Metazoa; Chordata; Actinopteri; Labriformes; Labridae
Gene: baiap3
Product: BAI1 associated protein 3
Exons: 34
Coding region: 367-3894 (1175 amino acids)
Source: RefSeq, a predicted model, not a curated record
CACAAUUCCGCCUGUUGCAUUUGCCCUCAUCUCCUUGGAUCUCCUUGGUCAGCCCGUAAUUCCGACAUUUCCGACAGGAGCCGAGGGCAGUGAAGUAUCGAUACACUUCCCAUGGCCAUAUUUGGCUGAGCAUCGGCGGAGCGUGAGCCCAGGAAAGCAUUUUCUAACGACCAAAAUGAGCUUUUGUCUGUCGUCUAUCUCAAGAAAAAUAUCCAAACGUUGUUUUCAGUGAAGUUGACUGCGUCACGCUCUCAAAAGGACAAACUGCGACCUGCUGCAGAGAGCACAGCUUUGAUCCACAGGAACUCUGACACACGCAGCUGCAGAAAACACUGGAAAACCUGUCAGGAGGCACAGUGAAACAUCAUGACGACACUACUGGACCUGAAGAGUAGUGUGCUGAGGCAGGUGCAGAGGAGCCAGUCACUGAGGAGCCGUAGGGAGGCUCCGCCCUCUGCCGGCAGCCCGCUCACACACUGUCCUGAGCCCUUGCCUCGCAGGGUUUCCGAGGAGAGCGGGGAGUUCUUUGAGCGCGUGAACGCCGUCUUGCAGAAACAGGAGAACAUGCUACAGGCUGCCCAGGCUGAGAGCCAGAGAGGGGCCUGCACGGUGCCACCGCCCCAGGAACACGUAGACCAGUCUUUCAUCCCCGACAGAAUCAGCAGGAGUGAGCUGGACCUGCUUUAUGAGGAAGCUGUGUACACAGUGGUCAACCGAGUGGGAGUACCUCCACCAGAACAUGUGAAAAGUGAUGAAGAGCUGUUUGCUUAUCUUCGAAAGGUGUUUGAUAUGGGGGAAGAAGAACAUGACAUUAUUCACCAAAAGGUCCUUGAAUCCAAGAGAGCCACGUUUUCUUUGAGAGUGUCUGUCAUGAAAGCAAAGAACCUGAUGGCCAAGGAUGCAAACGGGUACAGCGACCCCUACUGCAUGCUGGGAAUCCUGGGGGGCCAGAGCCCACAGGAGUUGGACGAGAAGAAGGAGAGAAAGUUCAGCUUCAGGAAGAGAAAGGAGAAGCUGGAGAAACGCUCUAGUACGAAAGAGGUUUUACCCGCCAGGUGUAUCCAGGUGACCGAGGUCAAACCCGAGACUCUGAACCCGGUGUGGGAAGAGCACUUUGUGUUUGAAAUAGACGAUGUUCACAAUGACCUCUUACAUCUUGACAUAUGGGAUCAUGAUGAUGACGUGUCUGUUGCUGAGGCCUGCAAAAAGCUCAAUGAAGUCAGCGGACUUCGAGGAAUGGGGAGGUAUUUCAAGCAGAUUGCCAAGUCAGUGCGUGCUAAUGGAUCUGCAUCAUCGGGCUCUGAGGAGAACGCAGACGACUUCCUCGGAUGCAUCAACAUCCCUUUGAACGAGAUACCGGUCGUGGGAUAUGACACCUCGUUUAAGCUCGAACCUCGAUCAAGUACAUCCAAAGUUCAGGGAGAGUGUCACCUCAUACUGAAGCUCUUCACCUGCCAGAGGGACACAGAUUUGUCCAGGAAAGACUCAAAUGUCUCCAUUCACAAGAAGCUGCUGAGUCAGAUCAUGGAAUAUGAGCACAUUCAUGUAAAGAGGGAGCCCUACAACUGGAACGGGCAGGUUUGUCCUGCAGCAUGGACUGUGCUGACUCAUCAUGCUGUGCAAACUGAUCUCUCACCUCUGCAGCAAGCCAUUAUUCGUUGGCAGUGCUACAGCAGCCACCACAGGACCCAGAGGGUGUGCUACUCCCUGCUGCUGCGCCUCCUGAGGACCAUCGAUGCAGAGUGGGACCCUGCCGCUGUGAGAGGAGACCUGGAGAGGCAGCUGUCAGACAGCUUCAGGCUGUACACAGAGCACUGCCUGUGCCUGAUGAAGAACAUGCGUCAGGUUUUCCCCUGCACCAGCGCCGCCGCCAUUACACGCUACGAGCUCAUGCUGAGGGGGAUUGGUUACAUACAAAACAUGCGAGCGUUUAAGACUGUAUGUCCUCUUCGAAAUGAGCUGCAUUUGGACAUCACUACUGCUGUCAAGAAAGGGAGUGCAGAGUGGUACGAGAGCUUAAUUGCACAAUUCAACCCGGAGGACGGAACUCUGGAGGAUCAGCUGAAGAAGCUGGUUCAGGUGGUUGAUGCUGUUAUUGCGGACGUGCAGAGAAGCCAGAACAUCUACAACAAACUCUUCUACAGUGCAGUCAAAGUGGAUUUUUUCAGCAUUUCAUACAGGCAGUUGGAGAAACAGGUAGCGGAUGAUAUUAAUGUGGCGAUGGAGCGGGUCUGUGGGACUCUGGAGCAGGAGAGCUCCAGACUGACUCAAGCGAUGGGAGAGACCAUCUUUGAGCUCUUCAUGUCCUUGAAAAUCCUCAAAUCCUUCCGGGACUUCCUUCCUCUUAAGGAUGCGAAAAUGUUAGCCCUAACAGGCUUUCAUAACUGGUUCAAGUCCUCGAUUCACAAGUGGCUGCAGAUCAUUCAUGAUAGAUCCUGUGACAGGAUUCGUAUAGCUGUGGAAACAGACAAGCUGGAGACUGUGCAGCAGGCCAAACACAGCUCCUCAGCAGUGGAAGUGGCAAAAUGUUUCAGCCAGGUACGUGAGAUCUGGCUCCAGCUGGCUUGGCCCGACUCUGCAGGGGCCUUCAUCUUUAUCACGCGUUUGACAGACAAUUUCUGCAGUGAGGCCGUGUGCUACUCUGAGAUGAUAACUCGCAAGAUCGAGAGGAACCAGCUGGGCAGAGACCACAAGAGCUUCACAGUGCAGCUCUGCAUCGGGCUGAACAACACGGAGCAUGUGCGUGUAUACCUGGGUCAUCUGCCCCGUGACCUGGACUGGCAGGGUGUGGAGCGGGCCAUGGAGGAGUCCUGUGGGGUGGACGGGAAGGAGCAGGUUUACAAGGCACUCAAUGGGCAGCUGUUUAACAUGGACCUGGACCUGCAGAGGGAAGCCAAACGACUCAUUGCACUGCUCACUGACAAGAUGCUGCCUGAGCUGCGGAAGUACAUCCAGCACAUCAGCCUGUCUCCAGACUCCAUCAAAAACGAGGAUGCUGUGGCCCCACUUAUGAAGUACUUACAGGACACUAUGGGCAUCCUCACUGAAAACCUUGUGAAGGAGAAUCUGACCAGAGUUCUCCAAAGCAUGUGGGAGCUUCUGCUGCGGAUGAUCCUGGAUGCAAUUGCAGAAAACCGUGGUGUUCAGGUGGAGUUCUACAACCGCUUCCAGUACACAGUAGAGACCCUGUUGCAGUUUUUCCAUGCAAAAGGAGAGGGUCUGUUACUGGAAGAUAUGAAGAGUGGAGAAUACAAGGCCCUGGAGGAGGAGCUCCGGCUGAACAAAUGUUCCUCAUUUGAGCUGAUUGAGCAGUACUAUCUGGAGAAGAUUUCCCUGCAGAAAACACUCAAACACACCCGUUAUGGUCGGAUCAGUGUGAAGUGCUACUAUGAUGCGCCAGAGCAGAGACUGACGGUGGAGAUUCUGCACGCUGCCGACAUAAUUGCACUGGAUGCCAAUGGUCUGAGCGACCCAUUCGUCAUAGUGGAGCUCUGUCCUCACCACCUGUUCCCUUUGGCGAAGAGUCAACGCACCCAAGUCAAACUAAAGACACUUCAUCCAGUUUUUGAUGAACUCUUUCACUUCCACGUCAGUCCUGAACAGUACAGACACAGGUACGCCUGUUUGACCUUCACUGUGAUGGACUAUGACUGGCUCUCCACCAACGACUUUGCCGGUGAAGCUGUGGCUCCUCUCAGCGACUUCUGCUGGCCUGGGAGGCCGAACGCCUCAGCAGCUGGCAAGAGCGUCCAGCCUGCCAUCCUUCACUUGUCUCGCAGUAAACCCAGUGAGAAGCCAAUCAUGAGGAUGCUGGAUGCCCGCAUUGGAGACAGGGAGGCUCAGGAGUUUGUCCGCAGGCUGAAGGAGAUUGAGAAGUCAAUGGAGGAGGAGUAGGAAGCUGUCUGCACUGCCUGUAAUAAUGUUUGCCAACCACGUCUUGUGACAUGUGCUUUUGAACCGGUACAAUGUUUACAAUAUUUGAAUUUUUUUAAUGUUAUUGUUUGUUCAGUAAUUAUACCAAAAUGUAAAAGAAAAAUGACGAAAUAGUGAAGCUUAUCGCUGUUUCCUAACUGGGAGAUGAACAUCCUGUCACUGUGCCACCCUACUCUGUCUCAGUCAGACUAUAUUUUAAAACGUAAUGGAUAGUUGAUCCUGAAUGUUACUAGUCUAUAUUUUUUGUAAUCAAGUAAUUGUUAUAUUUGUUGUAUGAUCUUUGAUAUUAUAGAUUUAACAUAACAGAAAUAUUUUGUGGAAGUAGCUUAUGUAUCCAAGUCAAAGUCUAAAAGUAUACCUCAGAUAUGCUCAUUUGUUGCAGGGGUUAAUUCAUAAAUUUAAGGAUUUUUCAUAUUCUCUAAGAUUAAUUGAUUGAAAAGCGUAUAUGGGAUAAUCCCAUGUUGACUUUCCUGAUCAUACGUAGGCUGAGAAGCAAGCAGUUAAAAAUAAGAAUACCAGAGUGAUGGAAAAAAAGGCCACAAGAUAUAGCUUUGGGGAAUACUAUGAGACUUUGAGUUUUAGGGCCAGUCAGACAGCAGCUGCCAUACAGUCCCCUGAGGCGACACACCACAGCGCUGGUUCAUUUGGCUUUUCAGAUUGCUCUUCGCAAAGCUCCUGAUGGGUCACUGAAGAGGCCAAAAAGCGUGUGGUGGGAAGACAAAUUCUUUCAAUCGAGCUCCUCCGGGCUGUCUUACAGCCUCGAGUCAACAUCUCUGCAGAAAUUGAUGUGACAGUUUUGUCGGCGGCGUGCUAAUUUAAAGUUGUACAAACUUAGAACGCUGACAGAAACAAAUUCUCUCUGUCGUUUGCCAGAGCGGAAAAUGUAUUGAUGACAAGGUUCAUUCAGAGAACAGUUGAGAAGAAACCAACAUUUUAAAUGCUUCAAGUAAGUUACAGUUAAAGUUGCUGUUGGUAGUUGUGAUAUAAACAUCAGUUCUGAGAGAGAUUUCAAAUGUCAACACUACCCCUCCCCUCUCUGCUGUCGUAACCCCACCCACAAAAGAUCAUUGUGCGCGUUCUAUGCAUAGACUGUAUAAAAUAUGGACGGAGUAUCUGUAACGUCACCCAUCUGUUUCUGAAGCGCUGUUUUGAGGGCAGGCGGCGGCAGCAGCCAUAUUGCUGCCGUUGUGCGAUUGUGACGUAAAGAGGCAGGCUUUGAGCCUCCUAGCCAACAGCUACAGUGUUCCAGCCUGUCAAUCAAGUCAGCUGUGCCUCUCAUUGGAAGACUCGUAAUCUCAAUAUCUUAGAAAUUGCCGCGUUAG